Colletotrichum scovillei is the source of this 1419-nucleotide messenger RNA. RefSeq lists its product as uncharacterized. The transcript is spliced from 3 exons. Lineage: Eukaryota; Fungi; Ascomycota; Sordariomycetes; Glomerellales; Glomerellaceae. The record is from RefSeq and is a predicted model, not a curated record. The coding region runs from base 144 to 827 and encodes 227 amino acids.
CGAAUAUGCGCCGGACGUGUCUUUGAUGACCAACGGUUCCAACCCAGAGUUAACGAAACCUCACAAAACCUCACAAAACCUCAUAAGUCCUCUCGAAUAUCUCAUAUGCUAUCAUCCCUACCAAUCCUGCUCCUAUCAUUCCCAUGAACUCAACAGCUCGUCACAUCGCAAGGAAGAUCGCAACCCACCCCGAGACCAAGUCCUUUGCAAAGUCUGUCCAGAGAAACAUGGCGUCCGGCACUCCCUCCGAAACGGCAAAGGUCCAGGCUAACGCUGGGGCCGACGCGCCCACCUUUGAGUCCAUCGGCAUUAAGAACAGCGAUAUUGUCCAAAAGUCUGGGGUAUCACUGUCGCAGCAGCAGAAGGUCCUGGUCGGCAGCGUGCUAGAUCUCUUUGAGGGUAACCCUACCCUGAAGCACCUAUCUUUGUGGUCCAAGACGGCUACGUUUCAGGACAACAUCACCGUCGCAGAGGGGUACGACAAGUUCGCCGCCCAGUGGUACGGCCUUCCGGCGCUGUUCAACCCCAUCAGGAUCCAGUCGCACACCGUCACGUCGGCGGGUAACCCCAUCGAGCUCGAGCUGAAGAACAGCUACACGGUCAAGGGCAUCAAGACCGAGCAGACCAUGGAGAGUGUCGUGCAGAUUCAGGUCGGCGACGAUGGCAAAAUCAUCAAGGUCAACGACAAGUGGAACAAUGAUCUUCCCGAGGGAGCAUUCUCUCAGGCAUUACGCAAGCUCAACGCUGUCACUGUACCGGCAUUUGUUAAGGUUCCCAAGACGGAGGAAGAGGACCAGAAACUGAAGGCCGAGCGAGAGAAACAGUGAAAAUGCAUGUAACUCUAAGGUAGCAAACAUACACGAAGAUCAGGUGUCUUUGCCCCAAGCUGUCUGGCCUGCAUCACCCGGGGAUUCGCAAAGUGUCUUAUACCCCGAUUAAGCCAUCCGAGUGCUUGACUUUACUUGGAAAUCAAAUCGAGCUUGCAGCACACAAUAGUAACUAACGGUGAAUGAGACCCUGGUCACUCCAUUGUAAGCGGCUUAGUCGGCGGCAGCACAUAGAGAACCAAACUUGUCGCACCAUGUAUAGCGCUAUGGAAGGGCGAAAACUACGUUGCAUUUGCCUAAUAUGAGUCCGAUAUCUUCGAUUGAAGACAUGAUGGGGCUCAUGCUUUCGAAUGGAGUGGCAACUAUUGUGGACAUUUAUUUGUUAUCAAAAAAGUUUGCUUCUGUAUUGGUCAUGUGGUAGCUCACGACACAAGCCGUUGAUGCUUGGUAGUCGCUUCACCUGACACCAGGAUAGCUGGACACUCGGACUACAAGUCGCUAGAUCUGGUUGUAACCCCUCUAAAGGACCCUGCACGUUCUCAAUGACCAGCUAUGACUCAUGGAUUCACUUGUCAAGGUCUUGUUACAGCAC